Aureobasidium namibiae CBS 147.97 is the source of this 1338-nucleotide messenger RNA. RefSeq lists its product as uncharacterized. Lineage: Eukaryota; Fungi; Ascomycota; Dothideomycetes; Dothideales; Saccotheciaceae. The coding region runs from base 1 to 1338 and encodes 445 amino acids. The transcript has 2 exons. The record is from RefSeq and is a predicted model, not a curated record.
AUGGAAAGCGCGUCGCACUCACGCACCGCCUCUGUGGAUCAACACACGUAUGCUUUGAUCCUCGAGCACAUCCUCAACGACCCUGCCACCUACGAGCUUCCUCUGCGCACAAUGUACACCAUCAACUCGACGCCUGCCACACGUGGACACUCGCUCUCCCAAACACGCACGCGUGAGAACUCCAUCGACUCACACGCCAGCGCGUCACCAACCUCGCCAAACUUCCCCUUCCGCAACGACUCGGCCACCGAGUCUCUGUCAACAAACCUCAUGGCGCAAAUGGCCAGCCUUCCCACUCAACCCACUUCAUUACCGCCAUCCUUCAUCACCGCCUUCCUCCGCAAGGCUUUCUCCGCUGACCUUCGCUUCGUCGACUUCCCUCAGUCGCUGACUGGCCUCGACUACCUCAAGGACCUCGAGACCAGAAGACGCAGAGAAGUCGCUGCCGCCCUGGAGUGUCUGGGCAUUGACCGCGAUACUAUUGGUGCCGCGGAAGAGGACCUCUCCAGACGCUAUCCUGGCGUGCUCUCGUGGUUCCGCACACUUGAAGAGAAGGAACGCAAGAUCGAGGCUCUUUACACACAGAUCUACGUUGCCCUCCGCCGCUGGGUCCUCAUCAACGAGCUCUCCUUGACUCCCUUCAACAAGCACAACUGCAUUGCCAUGCUCAACACUCUCUACCCCCCAAUCGUCUCUUCCCAGCCUACCUCCAAGCUCACCCCUGGUAUCUUGAAGAAGCAACGCGACACUUUCUUCAAGUACAUCCAAGCUGUCGAGAAGAGUGGCCCCUCUGUCUUGGUCAACCUCAUCCAACAAGGCAAGAGGCCCACUGACGAGAACGGCUGGGCUUCAACUCGCAACACUCUUGACAUGUAUCUGCAGGUUGCCAACAGUCUCAUCUCUGAAUGCCAAGAAAUUCUCUACACCGAUACUACCUCCAUCGUUGACUCGGCCGAAACCAAGCGCAAGGGUCGCAAGGUCGACUCUGGCAUCAGCUUCGAGUCUGACCAACGCCGCCCUUCAUCUAGCAGCAGCAAGAGCAGCAAGAGUUCCUUCGUUGAAGAUGCACCCGUCGCUGAGAUGCGUCGCAAGUCAUCUUCGGGCAUUCUGAGGUCUUCGGGCUUGAUGAAGUUCGCUCGUGAGAUGAAGAACAUGGGCUUCUCCAGAACAGAGGCUCGCAGCUUUAGCAACCUUGGUGGCCUGCGCUCUGCCAACUCCAGCUCGACCUCAUUGGCCAGCAGUGGUCAUCGCAGCGAUGUUCCACACUUUGACGCAGAUGAGAUGAAGAGACAGCGUCUCAUCUACGAAGCCAAUGCCGCAAAGCAGCCAAAGCCUUGA